Molecule: messenger RNA, 1647 nt
Organism: Paramormyrops kingsleyae
Lineage: Eukaryota; Metazoa; Chordata; Actinopteri; Osteoglossiformes; Mormyridae
Product: retinol dehydrogenase 13-like
Source: RefSeq, a predicted model, not a curated record
GUGGAUAAUUUUGCACAAUAUAAAUGCGGAUCUACCGCAAUAUUCAUGAAAAAUGACUCGGCAUAAUCUGCGCGUAAGCUGAGGAAGGCUGCUGCUAAACCAGCUUAUUGCAUUUCUUAGACCUAAUCAUAGCUGUCAAGGUGGAUGACUGAACAGGGUCAUAACGCUGUCGAAAGGCUAGUUAACAAAGAGGCAGGUCUGUAUCAACCGCGUACUCGCAAGAUGUGGGAAGGCGUGAACUCCAGCGAACUUGAGAUGUACGGUAUUGCUGCUCUGACAGCUAUCGGUGUUGCCCUGCUUAGGAAGUGGCUGGCCGGUGGCGUGUGCCGCAGCAAGAGUCUUCUCCAUGGGAAAACCGUACUGAUCACUGGGGCCAACACGGGCAUUGGCAAGGAAACAGCAAGAGACCUGGCAGGCAGAGGGGCUCGCGUGAUAAUGGCUUGCCGGGACCUGAGCCGAGCAGAGAGAGCAGCGGAUGAGAUCCGGCGGUCUACUGGGAACAGGGACGUGGUGGUGCAGCAUCUGGACCUGGCGUCGCUCUCCUCUGUGCGCCAGUUUGCCAAGCGCUACACCCGCAGCGAGGAGCGGCUCGACGUCCUCAUCAACAAUGCCGGAGUGAUGAUGUGCCCCAAGUCUCUAACAGAGGAUGGAUUUGAGACUCAACUGGCAGUCAAUCACUUAGGUCAUUUCCUGCUGACCACGCUGCUCCUGGAGAAGCUGAAGAGCUGCGUACCCAGUCGUGUCGUUACCGUGAGCAGCAUGACCCACAAAGGCGGGAAAAUCCACUUUGAGGACAUUAACUUCAAUGAGACACCAUACAACCCCUUGACCAGCUACAGACAGAGCAAGUUGGCCAACAUCCUCUUUGCCAGGGAGUUGGCCCGCAGGGUUAAAGGGAGUGGCGUGUCAUCGUUCUCCCUGCACCCCGGUGUGAUUCGCACGGAGCUGGGUCGCCACGUGGGGAGCAGGCGCCCCCUGCUGUACUGCUUGCUGUACCUCCCAGCCGUGCUCCUGCUGAAGACCCCCAGAGAGGGCGCCCAGACCUCCGUCUACUGCGCCGUGGCUGAAGACCUGGAGAAAAAGUCCGGCUGUUAUUUUAGUGACUGUACGGUAAAGGAGCCAGCCCCAGAAGGAAAGGAUGACCUCGUAGCUCUGAAACUCUGGGAGCUGAGUACCCAACUUGUAGGGUACGCGAAGGACAAGUGACCACCCCCAGGACCUCGUCUGUCCUCCCAACCUGCAGGGGGCACCCUUCGACUUCUUCAUCAGUCAGAUGUCACUGCUCUUCCUGCGCAUCAGUCUCAAGGAAUUUCUUAGCACCCCGAUGGACUAGCUUAAAUCUUUCAAACAACAGCUGGUCACAAACGAAUAAGCACAUUUCCAGUAACCUUCUGUGUUAUAUAUACUGUAUAUAUGCUGCGGGAGACUUUGCUAAUAUAGCAUGCAAAGUAAAGCUAGCAAAACGUGCACCUGUGGACCAAUGACACAGAGAAACAAACCAGGGUGCCAGGGCCUGUCUCAGCCUAAGUAUGGGACACGAUGACGUCUUCAAUCUGUGGAUUUAUCUGUGCAUUACAUCUGUUUUCCUACAUGCUUUGAUUGAGGUCGUAGACUUUAGAGUCUCAGUUUUACGUUUAAAAACAUUCU